This is a messenger RNA of Lactuca saligna, 1449 nucleotides long. The record is from the annotation of a GenBank genome assembly. NCBI's taxonomy places the organism in Eukaryota, Viridiplantae, Streptophyta, Magnoliopsida, Asterales, Asteraceae.
AUGGAGCAUGUGGGUUCUUCUAGAAAACAUGAGUAUCUUAUGUUUGAUCCAAAUAAGGUUGAUGGUCAUGAGAUUCCUAAUUCAUGUCAUCAAGAAGAGCCUCCUUUGUUUUUGGAAUUCCCUUCACCUUUCUUUGAUGAUAUCGAUACUAUUCCAAUACUCGCAAACAACCAUACCCACCAACACCAACGCAGCUCCCCAAACAAAUGCUUCAAAAUCACUGAACCUACGCCUUCUGAAUCGAAACGUCUAAAGAAAAGAAAUGUUGGUAAGAAAGAUAGACACAGCAAGAUACAUACAGCGCAAGGUCUUAGAGACAGGAGAAUGAGGUUGUCACUUCAUAUUGCCCGAAAGUUCUUUGAUCUCCAAGACUUGUUAGGAUUUGACAAAGCCAGUAAGACCAUUGAAUGGCUUUUUUGCAAGUCCAAUAAAGCUAUCAAAGAAGUCGCUGACAACUUUGAUUCAAAACAUUCCAACCAAAGCAUGACUGAAGUUAUCGACAGAAUCGAUUGGCGUGAGUGUGAAAUGGGUUUCAGCAACGAGAUCAAAGUUGCUACCAACAAACCGAAGAACUAUCAAGAGAUGGAGAUCAAGAACAAGGAAAGGAAGCGAAUUCAAAAUAAUACUUCUUCUAAGGAUACGAGGGAUCAAGCGAGAGCAAGAGCAAGGCAGAGAACAAGAGAGAGACUGAUGAUCAAGGAACUUGAGAAAUCAAAGUUUUUGUUUGAACGAAACCCUAAUGACGAAAUUCACAAAUUAGGGUUAGGGUACAUGGUAAGCUCUGAUAAUCAAAAUAUAGAUAAACUAGGGUACACGUCUACUGCAUCUGAACCCAUCCAACAACACUCAUUGAAUCCCUCCGAUUUUUCCAGUACGAAUCACUUGCUUCGAGAACUCCAAUUGGCCAAUAUUAAUGUUGAUAUAUUAAAAAGUUAUUCAGGGAGCAUUGUGAGCGCACCUGCUUAUUGUAACACAUUGAUGAACUACAACCCUCCUGCAGGUUGGUUAAAUUCCAGCUUCGGAUUCACAGGAGUUCCUGGAGAAUACGAUGCUGACAACAUUAUAGAGUCCUACAACCAAGCAAUUGUGUCAAGAACUGAUUCUUUGACAGGUUAUGGUGCCGAUGCACAAUUAACAUCUUAUGUUAAGACUCCAACGACCCUCACUGAUGUCGAAUGGUCAUGCAUUAACCACGUGGUUAAAUCUUGGAUCCAUGAUUCAUUGGUGAACCUUGAAGCUUCUAUCUUGGAGAAAGCUCUUAUGAUCUACAUGAUUAAUGGAUUGUCUUUUAAGUAUGGCUCCAUUGGUACUUUGAGUCAUCACAUCUCAACAACACCAUAUUUUCCAGGUGUUCGUUCCAUACUUGAGGUUGAAGAACAACGCAUCAACCACCAUCGACCUAUUAAGCCUCAUCACUCUAGCAAUACCUCCUUUCCGACCCUUCUCUAA